Messenger RNA from Glycine soja, 2932 nucleotides. Its product is annotated as probable xyloglucan glycosyltransferase 6. Gene Ontology annotation, molecular function: glycosyltransferase activity. The transcript is spliced from 5 exons. Gene Ontology annotation, cellular component: Golgi apparatus. Bases 276 to 2399 code for a protein of 707 amino acids. The record is from RefSeq and is a predicted model, not a curated record. Lineage: Eukaryota; Viridiplantae; Streptophyta; Magnoliopsida; Fabales; Fabaceae.
AAGUUGACUCCUUGGCCCCUGAAACUGAGGAACACACGCAGCUAAAAAACUUGGUGCUACCUUAAUUAUAGCUCUAACACCACCACUCCUCUUCCUCUGGAUCAAGAUUCAAGCACCUCCACACUCACCACUGAAAAAAAAAAUAACACCACAGCACCAAGAAAACAAAAAACAACAGAAGAAAGAUCAAUCUCUUAUCUUUCUUCUUUUUUCUUACACACAACUUCCCUCCAUCAUUCAAAUUCUUUCUCUUCUCUUUUUUUUUUCCUCUUUCCAUGUCUCGCACUCCCAACUACGAGUUCCAGGAAUGGUGGAACAAGCAGCGCGAAAAGAACACCACCAACACCAACAACCUCGACUCCCUCGACUCCCUCGACGACAACCUUAAAAACCUCGACCACGCCCACUCCCCCUCGUCGCCGCCGUUCACGGCGCUCGACAUAAGCUCUUCCUCCGCCGCCGACACCUCCGCCGACCACGACCACGACCGCUCCGGCCGGAAAGAACGCUCUCGAAGCGCGCGGCAGCUCUCAUGGGUCUUCCUGUUGAAAUUCCAGCAGCUCGCCGCCAACCUCGGCUGGCUCUCCAACGGCCUCCUCUUCCUCCUCCGCACCGGCCAGCGCCGGAUCGCGACGGACUCCGCCUCCUUCGGCGACGGCGGUGACACUUCGCGCCUCUACCGCGCGAUCCGUUUCUUUCUCAUAACAGUCCUCCUCCUCCUAGUGUUCGAGCUCCUCGCGUAUUUCAAAGGCUGGCAUUUCAGCCCUCCCGAUCCGAGUGACGUUUUGGGCGUCAUUGGAGUCGUUUACUCCACGUGGCUCGACGUUCGCGCCUCGUAUCUAUCACCUCCGCUGCAGAGUUUGGCGAAUCUGUGCACCGUUUUGUUCAUUGUGCAGUCGGUGGACAGGGUCGUUUUGAUCUUAGGAUGCUUCUGGAUCAAGUUUCGGAGGCUCAAGCCCGUGGCGAGUGUGGAUUACGAUGGCCCCGUGCAGAGCGUGGAGGAUUUUCCGAUGGUGCUUGUUCAGAUUCCCAUGUGCAAUGAGAGGGAGGUUUACCAGCAAUCCAUUGGAGCAGUUUGUAUCCUAGAUUGGCCAAAGGAGAGAAUGCUUGUACAGGUUCUUGAUGAUUCUGAUGAAGUAGAUACCCAGCAGCUUAUCAAGGCAGAAGUGCAUAAAUGGCAACAAAGGGGUGCUCGGAUAAUAUAUAGACAUCGACUUAUACGUACAGGCUACAAGGCAGGGAAUCUUAAAUCAGCAAUGAACUGUGAUUAUGUUAAGGAUUAUGAGUUUGUGGCAAUAUUUGAUGCUGAUUUCCAGCCAACACCGGAUUUUUUAAAGAAGACAGUGCCUUAUUUCAAGGGAAAGGAUGAUUUGGCAUUAGUACAGGCAAGAUGGGCAUUUGUAAACAAGGACGAGAACUUGCUUACAAGAUUGCAAAACAUCAAUUUGUCUUUCCACUUUGAGGUGGAACAACAGGUGAAUGGUAUCUUCAUGAACUUCUUUGGUUUUAAUGGAACUGCUGGUGUCUGGAGAAUAAAGGCCCUUGAGGAUAGUGGUGGUUGGUUGGAGCGAACAACUGUUGAGGACAUGGAUAUUGCUGUUCGUGCUCAUCUGUGUGGAUGGAAGUUUGUAUUUCUCAAUGAUGUUAAGUGUCUUUGUGAACUUCCAGAGACCUAUGAGGCAUAUAAGAAACAACAACAUCGCUGGCAUUCCGGUCCAAUGCAAUUGUUUCGCUUGUGUUUUCUUGAUAUACUUCGUUCAAAGGUUAGUUGGGCAAAGAAGGUCAAUUUAAUAUUUCUUUUCUUCCUCCUGAGGAAGCUUAUCCUGCCAUUUUAUUCAUUCACCCUAUUCUGCAUCAUUCUUCCUUUGACCAUGUUCCUUCCCGAAGCGGAGCUCCCAGCCUGGGUUGUUUGUUACAUUCCUGGAAUCAUGUCCCUCCUAAGUGUUCUACCAGCUCCACGGUCAUUUCCGUUUAUAGUUCCUUACCUUCUAUUUGAGAACACUAUGUCGGUAACUAAAUUUAAUGCCAUGAUAUCUGGAUUACUUCGCUUUGGAAGUUCUUACGAGUGGGUGGUUACAAAAAAGUUGGGAAGAUCGUCUGAGACUGAUUUGGUUGCCUUUGAGAAAGAAGCUGAGCCUCUAAUGCGAUCUAAUAGUCUUCAUAGAUCAUCCUCAGAUUCAGGCAUUGAGGAACUAAGCAAACUAGAAUUGUCAAAAAAAACUGGGAAGACGAAGAAAAAUCGUCUCUUCAGGAAAGAACUUUAUCUUGCAUUUAUUUUGUUGGCUGCCUCAGUUAGAAGCUUAUUGUCUGCCCAAGGAAUUCACUUCUACUUCUUAUUAUUUCAAGGGAUAAGUUUUCUGGUUGUUGGCCUUGAUUUGAUUGGAGAGCAGGUUAGUUAAGGUUCAGAUUUUGAAUUUUAAGUGCAUACAAAUCCUCUCAGAUCCUCAUUCAUAAAGGUCAGAAUGGCCAAAUCUUAAACCCAUCCCCGAACACAUUGAUUUGAGCCUCAUUGUUGUUGCCAAGUCAUAUGCCUUAAGUUACAUAAAGUUGUUUCAGUUCCUAAUGGCAAAACGUAUCAACACCUUGGAAAAAAGAAAAAAGGGGUUUAACAUUCCUGACCUAUAAUACAAUGCCAUUAUACAAUUCCUUGCCUGCCUGAAUUGAAAAGGUGGAGAUUGUUAGAUUAUAACAUUUGUUAUUCUUUUUUUUUUUUCACUAUUGGCAUACUGUACAGUCACAUAGUUUCAUUGUGUCGUUGCUCAAUUUUUAUUUGUUAUCAGGCAGUGAGGUUUUGGGCACACCUGUCAGCAAACAUGUGUUCAUCUUUUACCAUUAACUUUAUUGGUUGUAUUUAUCAUAGUUAAUUCUGUACUUGAUUAUGAUUGUGAAACUGAGCCUUGUCAAUGGAAAACCUCAAUGUUACCUAAGCAAA